GUUUCUUCUCAAAAUUCAAUCUCAACAAGAAACAAGAGAGAGAAAGGAUAAGAGAAGAAAAAACGAGUGAGAGAGAUAAUAAUGGCAAUGGCAGCAAGCACAAGCACAGUGUUAGUUCCUCCUCUUCCUCGCCUACUGACUACCACCACUCGCUGCUCUGCUUUGCCUUAUCUCCCUCCUCCUCGCCUCUCCACCACCACCACUCCUUCUUCUUCCCCUUUCCUUAAACAAUUUUCAGAGUCGCGGAAGUUUUCUCUACAUCAGACUAGAGCUUCUUCUUCUGAUGAUACAUCUACUUCUCUCGAUACCAAUGAGUUGUUUACCGAUUUGAAGGAGAAGUGGGAUGGUCUUGAAAACAAGUCCACAGUGCUUCUGUAUGGUGGUGGUGGUUUAGUUGCUGUUUGGUUAUCUUCAAUUCUUGUAGGUGCCAUCAACUCAGUCCCCUUGCUUCCAAAGAUUAUGGAGUUGGUAGGACUAGGGUACACUGGAUGGUUUGUCUACCGGUACCUUCUGUUUAAGUCUAGCAGAAAGGAACUAGCUACGGAUAUUGAGGCACUGAAAAAGAAAAUUGCCGGAACUGAGUAGAACUGCAUUAGUAGCAAGUCAAGUUGAUGUUCCUUGCUCAUCAUUUGUUUGUUUUGCUGUAUGUCUUGUUAUAUGAGAGUCUGUAUUUCUUGAUAUAGAAUAGAAUUGCUCAAUCUCUAUCAGUAUCAACCUUGUAUUAAUCCAUUUCAUUGUUGAAAAUAAUGCAGCAAAUCUUAUAUAUAUGUUUAUGAUUCUGAAUGAAAA
Vicia villosa (hairy vetch) is the source of this 789-nucleotide messenger RNA. Its product is annotated as protein CURVATURE THYLAKOID 1A, chloroplastic. The transcript has 5 exons. The record is from RefSeq and is a predicted model, not a curated record. Lineage: Eukaryota; Viridiplantae; Streptophyta; Magnoliopsida; Fabales; Fabaceae. The coding region runs from base 82 to 585 and encodes 167 amino acids. Gene Ontology annotation, cellular component: thylakoid; chloroplast thylakoid membrane.